Messenger RNA from Prionailurus viverrinus (fishing cat), 3336 nucleotides. It is a transcript of the gene FAM178B, whose product is annotated as family with sequence similarity 178 member B. The record is from RefSeq and is a predicted model, not a curated record. The coding region runs from base 31 to 2268 and encodes 745 amino acids. The transcript is spliced from 18 exons. NCBI's taxonomy places the organism in Eukaryota, Metazoa, Chordata, Mammalia, Carnivora, Felidae.
GGCUGUUGCCUGCCCAAGUGCAACCUCCGCAUGCAUCGUUGGGGGCGCGGGAAGGCCCCAGCGGCCCUGGAGGACAGAACGUCCAGCAGUUUGCAGAUGGCCAGGACCCAGAAGACUCUGCUAGCCCUUCCUCAGAGAGAAGGGGUCCAGGCAGCCACUGUGGCACCCACCCUGUUGCCUAACCUGAAGAGCAGCUGCUUCGACCAUGCUCUGCACCAGGGGCUCCUCCACUCCACCCGGCGGCGCUGCAGUCCCACCUCAGCUCCAACUCCCAAAUUGUCAAAGAAGCGCAAAGUGCAUGCAGCCGGGGACAUGUUCCCCACUGAUUGGAGCCCACCACCCAUAGAGUUCCUGAACCUGAGAGUACCACAGGCCAGCAGGGGGGCCCCAGCACAGAGGUGGCUAAGGCCAGGGGGCCCUCAGGGCCUGAGGACAUGGGCUCCCCAGCUGCCUGAGGAGUUAGGCCAGGAGCCCCAGGACUUGGACCCCCAGGGGAGCCUGACCUCACUGGAGGAGCUGUUCGGGAACAUGGCAGGCCCAAGCCAGAAGGCUACAGCUCCAGUGGUGGACACCCACACCUUGUUCACCUCUGGAGCCUCGGAGAGCUAUGCCAAUAGCUUAGAUUACUUACUACAGGAGAAGCGGGAACAGGCCCUGGAGCAGGAGCGAGAGAAGCUGCUUCUGCAUGAUUGUCCUGACCUCUACUCCCUGGAUCUGGCUAAAGAUGAGGCGCCUCUCACACCUGAGCACAGGAUGCUGGUGGAGAGGUUCUCCAUGUCACUACAGGUCAUCCCACCAGUACAUCCCGGUGAAACCGUGUUUCUACCCAGGCGUCAUCCCCUGUAUUGCAUCCUGGACUGUUCACACCUGAAGCCACGUAGCCACCUGGAAGGGCUCUUCCUCAGCUGCCCACUGGCCCAGCAGCUCUCCUUCCUGCGCAGUGGCCUCCUGAGCAACCUCUACCUACACACCCCCGACUGCCCUGUGCCCCUGCUCCAGUGGCUCUUCCAGCUGCUGACAUGGCCUCCAGAAACUUCUUCAAGAGCCUUUGGCCUCCUGUGGGAUCUCAGUGUGAAUGGGCUCUUCCAUCAGUCUGAUGGAGACAAGCACUGGUGGUGCCCCUCCCUGCAAGAGGUCACGGAGGUGUUUCACAGCCUGGGAGCCCGUAGCCCUGCUCUGGGCCUGCGUGAGCCCCGUCAGCACAGUGGGAGGGUGCUUAAAAAUAGCACUAGCUUGAACUGGAGUGAGCAGCAGGACGCCCCCCUGGAGAUUGCCUUGGACGUCAGCCUGAACUACAUCUACAAGUUCCUAGCUCUGUGUGCCCUAGCCCAGCCAGGGGCCUACACUGAUGGGGACCUCCUGGGCCUGAUUGAGCUGCUGUGCCGAGUUGGCCUGGAUGUGGGGCUUCGCCUGCUGCCCAAGACUGAUCUUCAGCAGCUUCUGCUUCUGCUCCUUGAGAACAUUCAUGAGUGGCCAAGGAAGCUCCAGAAGCUGUGCUGCAGCCUGAGUGAGGUGUCCGAUCACCACCACAACCUGCUGGCGCUCGUGCAGUUCUUCCUGGACGUGACCUCCCGGAGCAGGCAGCUUCGAAGCCAGCUCAGCCUUGUGGUCAUUGCCCGGAUGCUAGACCAGCAAGAGACGCUCCCUCUCUGGCAAGAGAAGGCCCAGCUGUCUUUGCUCAGCCAGCUUCUGAGCCUCAUGAGGCCAUCAUCCCUCAGACAGUACCUGGGCUCUGAGACCUUGCCACCCUGCCAGGAGCAACAGCCAAAGACCAAUGCUGAAUUAGACCACAAGAGCCCAUCUGGCAGCAAAUGUCUGUUCAACAACCAGGGAAGAAGAGGAGGAAGCGGGCUGAGGGUAUCCUUUAUUUGGAGUACUGUUCUCAUGCAUAUAAAGGAAACUGUGUCCCCCUUGUCUGCUGCCAUAUUGGAAAUGACCUGUUUGGCCUGGAAACAUGGAGAGGACAGUCUGCUACCUGUGCCACAGCCUUCUGACCCUGGCCGGGGUGGUGGUCAGCUGCCAGGACAUUACUCCAGACCAGUGGGGAGAGCUGCAGCUGCUGUGCAUGCAGUUGGACCGCCACAUCAACACCCAUAUCCGGGAGAGCCCCCACGCCAUGCACCGGACCAGACUCAAGGACCUGGCGGCCCAGACCUACGUCCGCUGGCAGGAACUCCUGGCUCACUGCCAACCCCAGGCCUGAGGCUGGCCUCCUACUCUGCUGAAAGGGACCCUCUCAGUCUGCCCUGGUCUCUCCAAUUUCUGUAGCAACAACCUCCACACCCCUGAUUUUCUCAAGUUCUCUAGGUAAUAAUAGUCAUAGGUACUACUUACUGAACUAAGACUCUUUUCUCUAUGAAUCCAGAUAACCCCAUGAGACAGGUAUUGUUAUGAUCCCAUUUUACAGAUGAGCAAGCUAACCAGAGUCACUGAGAGGUUAAAUAGCUUGCCCCAUCACACAGGCAGCAGGCAGCGUGUAAAUGUCAGAACCAAGGCACAGAUCCAGCCUGACUCCUGAGCCUGCAGACUUAAGCACAGCCCAACCCCUGCUCUGGCAGCCUCUCUUCUGGCCUCUGUCCCUCUGACAGGCAGCACCGGCUGGCUCAGGAACUCUUCCCUCCCCUAGCCCCCAGCCCUUGAUGGAGACAGGCUGGGUCUGGUGAGAAUCUCUCCACCCAUCCUCCCAAUGCUCCUGGGCUCCCAACUUGCCUGUGCUCUGACUUCUCUGUUUGUCCUUCCUCCUGUAACCUCUGACUUGGGUCUGACACAUUGGCCACAGGCUGUGGCUUGGGUCUCAGAUUUCACAAGUCUCUGAGAAAGCUGGAGAGCAAACCUCACCCUCAAUCCCCAAGCAACUGGAUCACACUAGUCUCUGGUGGGGAAAAGCAUGUUUGUCAUGAAAAGAAGAAGUGAUUCGUGGCCUGGCAAAGUCAAGAGGCCAGCCCCACUUUCCUUUCACACUGCCCUGGGCCUUCGAGCCAGGAGUAGAGGGAACCCAGACAGAGCACUCAUGUGCUGUGGUCAAGUGGCCUGUUGACCCGCCGUGUUCUCCCCUGGACUGGGAGCCACAGGACUUUUGUAGUUCAGCACGUGACACGAGGAGCCUGCAGUGAAUGUUGCUGCUGAAGAGUCGGAGCAGCAUCAAGACGGUGGGCACCACCUGGGCCAGGGCCAUCACACUCUGUUUUUCUCCUUGCCACAGGCCCAGUACUUCAGCCCCUGGAAAGACUAAAGGAGCAGGGCAGGGCCGGCCCUAGGCUCUUGGCUCUGGCAGGAAGCGAACAGGGCUCAGGGAACAGGAGGAAGCUAAGAACAACAGAAGCGAGAGGAGGACCA